CUCGAGAUAAGAUAAAUUUUCGAUAUUAUUACCUUUUAAUUACACUUUAACUAAAUACCUUUAUAGAUUGUGAGUAAAGAUCACUAAAAUAUGUCGGGGUAUUUCCAGAGGCCUUCUUUGGGCCCUGAUACCUUCCAACCCUACAAUGCACCGCCAAAACCAUCAGGAGGCGGAUUGAAGGCAGCUUUUGAUAAUCAAAGACUGUCCAGCAUGUCUCACGAAGAUUUAUCAAAUAUUCCAUCAACUUCUUCCAUUCAAACUCCGGAAAUUAAUCGAUACAGUGAAACAGAGUUCUAUGGAUCUGUUAAUCAGAGUAACGAUGGUUAUAUAGGAGGAUACCAUUCGAUCCAUCGGCUUGAUAACUUAAAUCACCAGCAUGGAGGUAAUUUACAAAGGGCUUUUGAAGCUAGAAUUGGCGGAACAGGAGCUAGGACUUUGGGGAGGCCAGGAAAUAAUGAUAUAUCUCUGGAUAAGCAUGCAAAUCUUAUUGUUUCAAAAAUGGAACGUGAUGAGUCUUUGAUGGAAGAUUCACCAAGUGCAGAGGAAUUAAGAAGGACAGCUUUAAGAGACAUGCCGCAGUGUUUAACAGUGAAACGAAAGGUAAAAGUUAAAUUAUCCAAGUCUGUUAGUAAGAAAUCAAAGAAAAAAACGCUGAGUUGCUACAAAAUGUUCAAAUACAGAACCAGUAUGGCUAUUACUAAGCUUAAACUUGACAUAAGGGACUUGGCCUAUUCUUUUGAACUUUGGUACAGUCCUCUAAAAAAAAUUGAGGGAAAUUUUGGAACAGGAGUGGCUUCAUAUUUUAAACUGUUACGCUGGUUAUUUUUGUUGAACGCUAUUAUAGCAAUUAUAGCGUUUUCAUUCAUAGUAAUACCAGUUCUAGUGUCCGGAGAAGGUACCCAUCAACCUGCUAAUAGUACCAUAAUAUGGGAUUUAUUCACUGGAGAGGGGUAUCUAACAAACACUGUAAUGUAUUAUGGUUUUUACACUUUCAAUUCUAUAUCUACCCUAGGCACACUUACUUACAGUAUUACUAACGCAUAUUUUUUCUCAAUGGCAGCCAUAUAUUUUGUUUCUUUUUUUGUUCUCGGUGUCAGUGCUGCAAAGUCUUAUAGAAGAAGUUUUAUCGAGACUGAGGGUGGGUUAAAGAACGUUUUCGCUAAUAAGGUUUUUUGCGGUUGGGAUUAUAACAUAGCGACAAGAAAUGCGGCCGAAUUGAAGUCCAAAGCUAUUUACCAUGAACUUAAGGAAUUGAUCAAUGAUGUUGCUUGGAGAUACAGAAAAUUGACAUUUUACGAGAAAUCAAUUACUAGAAUUAUACAAUUCUUCAUGAAUGUCAUAGUUCUGGGUAUAAUGUUGGGUACAGGCUAUGCAAUUUGGUUGUUUUUGGAUGCAGUACCUUUAGAAAGAGGUACCAGAAUCAUUGUGGCUCCCGUUUUCAUUAAUCUUGUUAUGACAGUGAUGCCAAUGCUGUUCAGUUUUAUGAUCAAAUAUGAGGAUUAUAAAAACCCAAAGUGGGCGUUGCUUGUGACUCUUCUAAGGACUUUUGUUUUGGGAGGGAUCACUGUAGGUGUCCUAUGUGUCUUUUGGUUGAGUAAUGAUAAGGAUAGGUCAGAAUGUUGGGAAACAUCUUUAGGUCAAGAACUAUACAGGAUGAUUUUGUUUGAUUUUAUUAUUUCCGUCAUUUUUGCUGCAUUGUUUGAUUGUAUUCUUUAUGGUAUUUACAGGUUAACCGAUACAUUUAACUUGGAAUUCGACAUAGCAUGGAACACCAUGCAAAUAAUCUACAACCAGACCUUAUUCUGGGUGGGUCUAGUCUUUGUUCCAUUGCUACCAGUGGUCAUAGUGAUCAAACUGUUUUUAAUAUGGUAUAUCCGACAGUUUGGGGUUUUGUGUUUGUGCAAACCUUCUUCAAAAACAUGGAGGGCUGCCCAAACAACAACCUGGUUCUUAGUCAUGACGUUCUUGAGCUUCUUAUUGGUCGGAGGAUUUCUAGGUUAUGUCAUAUCGUAUGUUCCCUUAUCUAGUUCGUGUGGACCCUUUAGGAACUAUGUUUACUUUAUCGAUGUAAUAACUCAUGGUAUUUUAAAUCUCAAAUCAAACAGCACCUUGUGGAGUAUUUUACUCUACAUUACAAAACCUGGAGUUAUAGCUCUUAUUAUUAUCGCUUUAGGUGCUUUGGUGUAUAUUUUACGGGCAAAGGCCAACGCCCAAAAGGAUACCGUGGCUCAAUACAGGGAGAUACUCAAGUGGAGUGCCAAAGAUAAAGAGUUUUACUAUUUUUUGAUUUCAAAAAUAACCGAUGGAGAAUAUCUUCAUAAAUUCAACGAUAAAAGCAUUAAUCCUGAGCUGCAUCCACCGAAUUUAAAAAAUCCAGAAAGCGGUGAUAUUAUACGAGCUGCAUCUAGUUCUAGCUUUAUAUAUCAGCCAUCUUCUUCAAUUUCUGUGAUAGAACCCACUACUCCCUCAUUAUCUUACGAUUAUGUAUCCAGUGGGACAGAGUAUGCGUUAAAGAAACAUUUAUGACAGAAAAAAGUAUUUAAAUUAUUUUUUAACCAAUUUUAUAUAUCUGUUAUAAUAAUAUAAGUUUUAUUUAUGAAAUGUAUGUAUAUGUAUGAUUAUUAUUAUUAUAUUAAGUGUAUAUAUGAAUAAAUAAUUUUUAAACUUAUACAAAA
Sitophilus oryzae (rice weevil) is the source of this 2675-nucleotide messenger RNA. RefSeq names its product transmembrane channel-like protein 7. Gene Ontology annotation, molecular function: mechanosensitive monoatomic ion channel activity. Lineage: Eukaryota; Metazoa; Arthropoda; Insecta; Coleoptera; Curculionidae. The transcript is spliced from 16 exons. The record is from RefSeq and is a predicted model, not a curated record. Gene Ontology annotation, cellular component: plasma membrane. Bases 91 to 2526 code for a protein of 811 amino acids.